This is a messenger RNA of Pogona vitticeps (central bearded dragon), 2068 nucleotides long. Lineage: Eukaryota; Metazoa; Chordata; Lepidosauria; Squamata; Agamidae. The record is from RefSeq and is a predicted model, not a curated record.
UCAGUCACCCUGCCCUCGGUCCUCUUGCCAAGAGGUUUGAAUUGGGUGAAAUGAAGAGCCUUUCUUGACGAGGGAUUAUGGCUGAACUGAGAUGUCACAGAGAACAGUUUUAUGUUCUCAAACCCCUCCACUUCCAGGCUUUUUCCUCCCAUGGCUAAGGUGUGAUGUGGUGUUUCAGUGGCUGUUCAGAAGGGAAGACCGGACAGGUUUGGAAAUACCUCCACGUGCGUUCAAGAUUAUCCUGAUUUUAUUUCAUUGCCUUUCUUUGCAGGUAUUCUCAGGAUGAAGCUGUGCGACUCUCGGGCAGCAUCGUAACCCUUCCUCGGACAGCGCGACUGACACAAUCCAGCCAGUCUUGCAGGAGGGGAGAUCUUGACGUGUGUCCUGUCGCCCUGUCGUCGUGCUCAAUUAUCAGCCGUUCUGGAUUAUCAGCCGUUCUGGCCUGGGCUUCCGUCGGGGUCGGGGGGCGCCAAUGUUUUCCUCCGCAGCCGAAAGAGACAAAUGGGGACUUCGGUUUGACUCCCUCCCUUCCACGUCGUCGGGGGUCUCCCAGGCAAAUGCAACCGGUCGGAAAAGGAAAGCCAACUUCUCCAACGACGAGACGGAGACGCUGGUCUGGAAUGUAGUCCGGCAUUUCAGCGCCCUGUAUGGUUCCGAGUCGUUCCGGGCCCAUCCCGUCCGGCGGAAACAGCUCUGGACCCAAAUCCAGAGCCGCGUUAACUUCCUCGGCUACACAGAACGCUCCAUCGACGACCUGAAACACAAAUGGAGAGACCUGAGGUUAGACGUCAAGAAGAAGAUCACGGCCAAGAAGCCUCCACCACUCCAUCGGCCAGGGCCCCCUCACAAACCCAGGCUCACCCCGCUGGAGAAGAUGGUGGCUUCCACGUUCCUGCAGCCCACGCACGACUCCGAGCCUGAGAUUGUCUUGGAUCCAGAGAUUUUCUUCCCGGGAGCAUCGAAGCCGUCCUUCCUGCCCAUGCAGCCUGGGGUCGGCCCCCUCAGCAUCUACAUCGACACCAACGGCCAGCCUUCCUCCUUGCCCGAGAUGGAGCCCCGCCUGGGGGUCCGGAGUCCCAACCGCUCCGUGAUUUGCGACUACAGCAGGGGAGAAGGGCAGAGCAGUUCAGCUGAGUCCGGACCAGAACUGCGGACCCCAGACCGGUCGGCGGUCUCUCCCCCGAUGAGGAACGAAUCCCUCGUCUCUUACGCGUCUGAGGAUGAUGAGCGAGAGGGCCGCGAGGCGGAGGGCAGGGCUGGGUUUCCGCCCGGUCUGGAGCCCUCGCUCUCUGCCGAGGAAGACGGGAAGGUCUGCGGCCGCCAAGCGAUGCUCCUCCAGAGAUGCAGCUCUCAGGGGUCGGUGGCGUCCGUUCCAGAGGAGACCCUCGGCCGCGCGGAUCCCCCUUCCGACUGGGGCCACGAGGGGCCCUCGGACACCCCGGCCCUGAGCCGAGGACUCAACCCCUCUCAGCCGGAGGAGGAAGAGGCUGCUGGCCGUAGCGCCGAGCCGGGCUCCUUGCCCCGAGGGCGGAUGGGGCCUACGUGGGAGAAAGAAGAUGAGGAGGCGCCGGCCCGGUCCCCUGUCCAUGCCGGGGCGCUCGCCGAGGAGUCCCUCCCUUCCUCCGCGUCGCCUCAGGCCGAGCCGGUGCCGGUUUCGCAGCCCUUGCCCCGGGGAAUGGGGUAUUCCCGCCCGCGGGAGGGCAGGCGCGAGGCCUGGAGGACUAACAUCCAUCGCUUGAUGGACAUGGAGGACCAGUGGGACCAGCUGUACCACCAGGAGUUGGCCAUGUGGCAAGAGGAGCGGGCCCAGCAGCGCGAGGAGCGGGCCCGGGACCGGGAGCUCCAGUUCCGGCUCCUGGCCGUCCUCACCGACAUCCGUGACGAACUGAGGCACUUGCGCCAGGAGCGGGCGGCCGCCCAACAGGAGAAGGCGGCGAGCCGGCAGGAACAGGCGUCACAAACUGUCCCACCAGCCACAGUGGCCGAACCGGACGCCUCCCCUCCAAGACCCGAGGGCCCCCCUCCAGAGAUCUCUCCCGAGACCCCCACUCUCUUCUCCCCUCUCAAA